Trichophyton rubrum CBS 118892 is the source of this 678-nucleotide messenger RNA. RefSeq lists its product as uncharacterized. The coding region runs from base 1 to 678 and encodes 225 amino acids. Gene Ontology annotation, biological process: regulation of DNA-templated transcription. Gene Ontology annotation, molecular function: DNA-binding transcription factor activity, RNA polymerase II-specific; zinc ion binding. The transcript has 2 exons. The record is from RefSeq and is a predicted model, not a curated record. NCBI's taxonomy places the organism in Eukaryota, Fungi, Ascomycota, Eurotiomycetes, Onygenales, Arthrodermataceae.
AUGCCAAAAAUAUCUGCGGGAUGCAACACUUGCCGAAAACGAAAGAAAGGCUGUGAUAUGCAGCGGCCUUCAUGUGGCCAGUGCAAGAGAUUAGGCCUUCCAUGUGGCGGUUAUGGGCGGGAGCUCAAAUUUAUCCAUACUUCCAACCAGCCAUGCAAGCAAAGCGAAGUCCACACAAUCCUAGAUAAAGUAGUGCCAUGCUCAAAUGAGUUUCGAAAAAGCAGCACAGUUAUCUGCAAUACCACUGGACAAGCAUUGACCAGUCACGCGGAGACCCUGUCAAAAUCGGUUCUUGUUGGGUCAUGUCCCGGAUUGUUUUUGAACAUUUUUCUCGGGAAUAUUGGCAGCAAUACGGAAAAUUUAAGCCAAUCAUGCUUCACUGGUUGGAUGGUUACAACGUCAAAGAGUAAUUAUGAGAAUCUGAUCUUACGCAAUGCAUUGCUUGCCUUGGGCCUCGCAAGAGUUGGUAAACUAUCCCACGAUUCAAGGAUCGUGUACAAAAGCCAGCAGUUCUACUCCUCUACCUUAGUGCAAUUAUACCAGCGCCUCAAUAUCAACUCAGAAUGUUUGGAUGACGAAUCACUGGCAGGGAUUAUGUAUUUAAUCCUCUAUGAGGUACUGCCGAACGCAAUCUACAGCUAUUCGCUCUUUCAUCUACUAAUUUUAUCAACAAUAUAG